Orcinus orca (killer whale) is the source of this 6113-nucleotide messenger RNA. It is a transcript of the gene ADGRE1, whose product is annotated as adhesion G protein-coupled receptor E1. Gene Ontology annotation, cellular component: membrane. Gene Ontology annotation, biological process: cell surface receptor signaling pathway; adenylate cyclase-activating G protein-coupled receptor signaling pathway. The record is from RefSeq and is a predicted model, not a curated record. The coding region runs from base 204 to 2921 and encodes 905 amino acids. The transcript is spliced from 21 exons. Lineage: Eukaryota; Metazoa; Chordata; Mammalia; Artiodactyla; Delphinidae. Gene Ontology annotation, molecular function: calcium ion binding; G protein-coupled receptor activity.
CGGGGAGGAGAAUCUUCUGACCCAGGAGGCUGAGACACAGCUGGACACUUGCCACAAACUAGUCCAUGGCUGAGAAGGGAUAACAUCCAGGUCUCCCGGUUCCCACCCAAGCUUUUUCUCUUGUGCCUUAAACUUGCUGUGUGACCUCAGGCCAGUCACACGACCUCUUUGAUCUUCAGUUUCCUCAGCUGCGAGAUACAGAUAUGAAUGGGUGUGCAGACACCACCAUGUGUCCGGCGUACGCAACCUGCACCAACACUUCAACAAGUUACUACUGUACUUGCAAAAAAGGCUUCCUGUCCAGCAAUGGACAGACGAAGUUCAGGGACCCACAAGUGGAAUGCAAAGAUGUAGAUGAAUGUUCUCAAAGCCACCCACCAUGUGGUCCUAACUCAAUCUGCAGAAACCUGCCGGGGAGGUAUAAGUGCAAUUGUUUGCCUGGUUUCUCUUCUCCCACUGGAAAUAACUGGAACCCAGGAAAGCCAGGUCAUUUCACCUGUACAGACAUUAAUGAAUGCCUCAACAGUGGGAUCUGCCCAGAGCACUCUGAGUGUACCAACUCUUUGGGAAGCUACAGGUGCAGCUGUCAAGUUGGAUACACCUCUAAAAACUCCAUCUGUGAAGAUGUGGAUGAAUGUGCUGAUCCCAGAACUUGCCCAAAGCAUUCAACUUGCCACAAUAGUCUUGGAAGCUACUCUUGUGCCUGCAACCCAGGAUUUGAAUCCAGCAGGGGAAAGAUGAGUUUCCAGGGCCUGGGAGAGACUUGUGAAGAUGUGGAUGAAUGUUCCAGGAACUCCACACUUUGUGGUCCCAGUUCCGUCUGCACCAACAUCCUGGGAAAAUACAGUUGCUCCUGCCUGCCAGGGUUCUUUUCACCUGGUUUGUGGAGCCCUGAGAAACCUGAGGCUUUCAAGUGUACAGAUAUUGAUGAGUGCCUUGAUAAGUGCCUUUUCAACGCGACAUGCACCAACACCCCCGGGAGCUACUUUUGUACCUGCCACCUUGGCUUUGCACCAAGCAAUGGACAGCUCAACUCCAUAGACCCAAAAGGGGACUGCAUAGAUAUUGACGAAUGCCUCCAGGAUCCAUCACCCUGUGGCCCAAAUUCUGUCUGCACCAAUACCCUGGGCUCCUACAGCUGUGGCUGCAUGGUGGGCUUUCAUCCCAAUCCAGAAGUCUCCUGGAAAUAUGGCAACUUCAGCUGCAAAAGGGUUCCCUUCAAGUGUAAAGAAGAUGUGAUACCCAACAAUGAGUGGGCCCAGCUAUGCCAAGUGGGAGCAGCAGUGGAGCCUGGAUAUGUUUCCUUCUGUGCACUGAUGAACGCCACCCUCGGCAUUCUGGAUGACGUCUGUAAAAACAAAACCACCGUCGUCUCUCUGAAGAGUACGGCUGAGAGCUUUGCCUCUGUGAUUGAACAAACAUCCGUGUGGUCCAACUUCACCAAAGAGAAGACAUCUACCCUGGCCACAGUCUUACUGGAGAGCGUGGAAAGCACCACUUUAGCAGCUCUUCUGAAACCCUCAGCGAAUGUCAGUCAGACGAUUCAGACGGACCACUUAGACAUUGAGAGCAAAAUUAUCAACAAAGGAUGCACUGAAGAGAAUGAGGUCUUUAGUUUGAAAGCGAAAGGGGAUGAGAUGAAGAUCUGGUGCUCCACAAUCGAAGAAUCUGAAUCCACAGGGGUCAACGGGGUGGCUUUUGUCUCCUUUGCGGGUAUGGAGUCCGUUUUGGAUGAGCGCUUCUUCCAAGACCCUCAGAUCCCCUUGGCCAACUCCAAGAGGAAGUUGAAGUUGAAUUCUCGCAUUGCUGGGGGCAUCAUAACAGGAGAGAAGAAAGAUGGGUUCUCUAAACCAGUCACCUACACCCUGGAGAACAUUGAGCCAAAGCGGAAGUUUGAGAGUCCCAUCUGCGUUUCCUGGAGCACAGAUGUUGAAGGAGGUAGAUGGACACCGUCUGGCUGUGCAGUCCUUGAAGUUUCUGAGACGCACACUGGCUGCAGCUGUAAUCGAAUGGUGAACUUGGCCAUCAUCAUGGCUGCUGGGGAGCUCACGAUGGAGUUCACUUUGUACAUCAUUAGCCACGUGGGCAUGAUCAUCUCUUUGGUGUGUCUCACCGUGGCCAUCAUCACCUUCCUGCUGUGUCGUACCAUCCAAAACCACAACACCUACCUCCACCUGCACCUCUGCGUGUGCCUCUUCUUGGCCAAGAUUCUCUUCCUCACCGGUGUAGACAAGACCGACAAUCAGAUGGGCUGCGCCAUCAUCGCGGGCUUUCUGCACUACCUUUUCCUCGCUUGCUUCUUCUGGAUGCUGGUGGAGGCUGUGAUGCUCUUCCUUAUGGCCAGGAACCUGAAAGUGGUGAAUUACUUCAGCUCUCGAAACAUCAAGAUGAGGUAUCUCUGUGCCUUUGGCUACGGGCUCCCGGCGCUGGUGGUGGCUGUCUCUGCCAUCAUACAACCACAAGGUUAUGGGAUGUACAAUCGCUGCUGGCUGAAUACAGAGACAGGGUUUAUCUGGAGUUUCCUGGGGCCAGUGUGCACAAUUAUAGUGAUCAAUUCCAUCCUCCUGACUGGGACACUGUGGAUCCUGAGGCAGCAGAUUUCUAGCAUCAGUACUGAAGUCUCCAAGCUCAAAGACACCAGGUUACUGACAUUCAAAGCCUUUGCUCAGAUCUUCAUCUUGGGGUGUUCCUGGGUGUUGGGCAUUUUCCAGUUUGGACCCAUGGCCAAUAUCAUGGCUUACUUGUUCACCAUCAUCAACAGCCUGCAAGGAGCCUUCAUCUUCCUCAUUCAUUGUCUGCUCAACCGCCAGGUACGGGAAGAAUACAGAAGAUGCAUGACCAGGAAGACCAAACCCAGCUCCCAGUCCGAGACCUCAGGGAUCGUACUGUCAUCUGUUCCCUCCACUUCCAAAACGGGUUAAAGUCCUUUCUUGCUUUCAAAUACACUAUGAAACAACAUUUCGGGAAAGCAGGUGCCUGCAGGAGCCUUCUCUGAAAUCUUUUCUUCUCGGCUUAAUAUGGAAAUGCAGGAUCCUGCCAGCCCCAGAGCUCUCUGGGAAAUUCGGAUCAUGGACGGAUAUGUGGGAUGGUCUCCCCAUGGCUUCAUGCCCUGCUGAGAAACAAGAGUUCCUGUUCCAGCUUACCGUUUUAUCUUCUGUGUUCUGCAACUCUUUGACUUUCCAGAGUUUUGCGGAGAUAACAGAUUGCAGUGCAAUGGCGGGACCAAGAACUUCUGGCUACCAUUUUGUUUUGUCCUAAGUCCAUGGAUGUGUGGCUUCAAGAGUGCCUCUCCAGCAUCUAUCACAUGCUUGACACAGAGAGUAGCCCUCAAUAAAUGAUGUGUCUUCUGACUGACUGCCUUACCUUUCAACAAAGAACCCUCCUGCUUUUAUAGAAAUGGUCAGUAAAAUUGUAAGGAGAGCCUCAGGGGAUACAUAAAGCACACACACUUAUAGGCAGAAACACUUAAAAGAGUUAUUUUGGUAAGUAGGAGCAGUCAAAGGGAAUUAAGAGGUACAAACUUCUAGGUGUAAAAUAAAUAAGUGACAAAAAUGUAAGGUUCAGCAGAGUGAAUAUAGUCAAUAUUUUAUGAUAACUUUAUAUGGAGUAUAAUCUAUAAAAAUAUCAAAUUACCAUGCUGUACACCUGAAAGUAACAUAAUACUGUAAGUCAACUAUACUUCAAUUGAAAAAAAAAGAAGGAAGUGAAAAUUCAACAGGUAGAUCUCCCCUCUGUGGCCACUUUAAUAGCUCCCUAAUCAAAGUGUAGUCUGUGGACCAGAAGAAUCAGCCUCACCUUGUUAGAAAAGUAGGACAUCAGGUGCCACCCCAGAUCUGCUGAACCAGAGCCUGCAUUUUUUUUUUUUACUUUUUGUUUUGUUUUAUUUAUGUACUUUUUGGCUGCGUUGGGUCUUCGUUGCUGUGCACGGCCUUUCUCUUGUUGCGGUGAAUGGGGGCUACUUUUCAUUGUGGUGCACAGGCUUCUCUUUGCGGUGGCUUCUCUUGCUGUGGAGCAUGGGCUCUGGGCAUGCGGGCUUCAGUAGUUGCAGCACAUGGACUCAGUAGUUGCAGCACGUGGGCUCUAGGGCACGUGGGCUUCAGUAGUUGUGGCAUGUGGGCUCAGUAGUUGUGGCUCGCGGGCUUUAGAGCACAGAGAGCCUGCAUUAUAAUGAGAUCCCCAGGGGAUUUGUGUUGUACUCAUGAAUGUUCUAGAAUAUUCUAGAAUAUUCUUCUGUUUUCCAUGCUGAUAGCUCAGCUUGUCUUUAAAGCCAGAAGGGAAACAUUUAUUUUGGGACUUUACACCUGCCAUUCCCUCUUCCUAUGACAUUUUUCCUCAAAAUCUGAUUCAUUGUUAUCCUCUCUUUGAGUCUCAGCUUAGUCAUCACUUCCACUAGGAAAUAUUCUUUGAAUCUCUCUUUUUUAAAAAAGUGAAGUAUAGUUGAUUUACUAUAUUAUAUUAUUCUUUGAAUCUCUUGAAGUAGGAUUAGAUAUCAUCUCUGUGUGUCUCCUAAGGCUUUGUUGAGCUGAAACAAAUAGACUGCCAGAUAUUUCUCCAGCAAAAAUGGGUUUAUUUGGUAUCAGUGGAGAAUUGCAAUUCAGGGUCUGCAAUAUGCAACGUGCGGUGAGCCACAUGCAAGUUCCUGUACAGCAAGGGAAAGAGAACUCUUUUAAAGAGAGGAAAAGGAAGUUAAGAGGGCUAUAGUAAACAAAGAGUCCAAGGCUUUUAUUGGCUGAGUCCUUGCCAGGAAAGAAGAGAAGUCUUUCUUUUUCUUGGGCUCUGCUAUCGACACAGGACUUGAGAACUCCCUUUUAUAACCUCCCAAAACUAUUUACUUUAGCUCUCUGUUUAUUAAUUCUUUUUGUACAACUUCAUGCUUUCUAGCCCUGUACUAUAAUUUCCCUUUUUUUGGGGGGGUGUCUCCAACAAACUCUGAACUCCAUCUGUACAGAGAAUUGUAUUUAGUAGUUUCUCCAUAAAUACAUUGAAUGAAUGAGGGAAUGAAUGAAUUCUCUCCUUUUUAAGCUGAGACCCAGAGAGCUUAAGUACCUUUCUCAGCAUUACACAGCUGUAGGUGGUUGAGCUGGGCUUUGAGCUCUUGAUAACAGAGCUCCUCUUCCAGACCCCUGGCCCCUUGCCUUCUCUUCCUUUGACCUCAGGAAUUCUUGGGGACACAGAGAAGAGACUAAAUAUUUACUUUGAAUCAACUUACCACUUAGGAUUCAAUUGGCUCAGUAAUAAUCAUGUGUUGGACAAUUUGAUAGCAACAUUAAACUUGGUUGUCAGAGGCUUGGUUUUUGUCAUUUGUGGCAGCCACAACUUGGGAGGGGGUUGACACAUGUUUACAAACAAGGGUUCAUUUAUGAUAGGUGGGUCUUCAAUGCUUGGCUUAUCCAGAGUGUUCAGUACAGCGGUGACAGUUCUAAGGGAUAUUGAAAUGAGAUUGCACAGCUCUUACAUUUAGCCAAUAUAGGUAGAUUGAUUGCAUCAGUGGCCUCAAGACGUGUCUCCAUGUCUCCACACCCCUUCCCCUGCAACUUUGUAACUCCUUCCCACUCUGACUCAGACUUGGCUUUGAGACUCGCUUUGGCCAAAGGAAUAUUAGCAAGUGUGACUCAGAGGUUUCAAAAGUGAGUGUGCCAUUCUUUUUUCCCUUUACAUGGUUAAUCUUGCUUGAUUUUGCAUACCUGCCUCUGCCAUGAGAAUAUGCCCAGGAUAAACUGCUGGACAUAUGUGAGAAACAUAUGGAAGACAGUUUAGUAAUCCUAUUAUACCAGCUGAGGUUUUCCAUAAUCAGCCACCUAGCCAACUUGUAGCUGACUGUGGUCAUAUGAGUGAGCCCAGCCAAGAUCAGCACACUGCCCCAGCCAACCCACAGACUCAGCAGCAACAAUCAAGCCUCAUUUUUUUCAGACACUUAGUUUCAUGAGUGGUUUGCUAUGAAACAUUACUUGUGGUAAUUGCCCCAUCUGACACAGUAGCCAAUGGGUUGUCAACAUUUUGCAUUUGAUUGCAACAACUUGAAAUAGGCAAAGAGAAAGGUUGGAUCUCCAUUUCCUCUUAGUUAUUAGGACCUAUAAAUCUAUAAUGGUUGAAUUAAAGUUCUUUCUGAAGAA